AUGUUGCCGAGCCAGGCCGGGGCCGGGAACGGCGCCGCCGCCGCGCUGGCCCGCGGCUCUGGGCUGGGCCGGUCGCCGGUGCCGCGUGGGGCGAACGGCGGCGGGGCGGCGGCGGGGGCGCCCGGGGGCUGCCUGAAGCGGGAGGCGCUGUACAGCGGCAGCGAGGGCGACUCGGAGUCGGCCGAGGAGGAGGAGCUGGGCGGCGAGCGGCGCGGCGUGAAGCGUGGCCUGGCCGAAGCGGCGGCGGCGGCAGCGGCGGCGGGGCCCGCGGCGGGAGCGGCGGCGGCGGCCGCCUACAGCGGCGGCGGGGGCGGCGGGGCCGUGAGCGGCGCCAAGCCCGGGAAGAAGACGCGGGGCCGGGUGAAGAUCAAGAUGGAGUUCAUCGACAACAAGCUGCGGCGCUACACCACCUUCAGCAAGAGGAAGACCGGCAUCAUGAAGAAGGCCUAUGAGCUCUCCACGCUGACUGGCACUCAAGUCCUGCUGCUGGUGGCCAGCGAGACGGGCCAUGUGUACACGUUUGCCACACGGAAGCUGCAGCCCAUGAUCACCAGCGAGACGGGGAAGGCGCUGAUCCAGACGUGCCUCAACUCCCCGGACUCGCCGCCGCGCUCGGACCCCACCACUGACCAGCGCAUGAGUGCCACUGGCUUUGAGGAGACGGACCUCACCUACCAGGUGUCCGAGUCUGACAGCAGCGGGGAGACCAAGGACGCCCUGAAACCCGCGUUCACUGUCACCAACCUGCCGGGAACAACGUCCAUCCAGACAGCCCCGACCACCUCGACCUCCAUGCAGGUCAGCAGUGGCCCGUCAUUCCCCAUCACCAAUUACCUGGCGCCAGUGUCUGCCAGCAUCAGCCCCAAUGCCGUCACCAGUGCCAACGGGACAGUGCUGAAGACUACUGGAGCCAGUGCAGUGACGUCUGGGGGCCUCAUGCCGAUACCCACUGGCUUCACCCUCAUGUCAGGUGGUACCAUGGCGCAGCAGGUUCCAGUCCAGGCAAUCCAGGUGCACCAGGCCCCGCAGCAAACGUCUCCCUCUAGUGACAGCAGCACUGACCUUACCCAAACCUCUUCCAGCGGAACAGUGACCCUCCCAGCGACCAUCAUGACGUCGUCGGUGCCAACCACGGUGGGCGGCCACAUGAUGUACCCCAGCCCGCACGCGGUGAUGUACGCGCCCACCUCGGGCCUGGCCGACGGCGGGCUCGCCGUGCUCAACGCUUUCCCGCAGGCGCCCUCCGCCAUGCAGGUGUCCCACGGACAGGUCCAGGAUCAGGGUGGCGUCCCCCAAGUGUUCCUGACAGCCCCAUCAGGCACGGUUCAGAUCCCAGUCUCAGCUGUCCAGCUUCACCAGAUGGCUGUCAUCGGGCAGCAGAGCAGCAGUGGCAGUAGCCUGACGGAGCUGCAGGUGGUCAACUUGGACACCUCACACAGCGUCAAGAGUGACUGAGAGGCCUCUGCUGCCGGCCUUCUGUUUUCUGGCUUGUCAUGCCAGUGUCGGGGCUGGCAGCAACUCCUUCUCGUACAGACUGCACCAGUUAUUUAUUGUUGCCUUUUCACGUUUCCUUCAUCCACACAUGCACACACACACGCGCACUCACCCACCCCCACACACACAGGCAUGCGCGUGGGGCUGCAGGAGCCACCCCGGGUGGAGCCGUGCUGGGGCCGCGCAGGGCUUGGGGCAUUUGGAUGCUGCAAUAGCUGUGCUUGUCUCACGCCAGCCAAAGAAAUUUGUCUUUUGAGGGAGGAUCGCUCUGCACUGUAAAUAAAUACUGCAGGCCAUUCCCAGCUGGAGGCUCUGGCUCCUUCUGGGUGCUCUGAGUCACCUUGCCCAUGAGUAUUUACUCUGCGUGGGGCUCAGCUUUAGACCCGGAGCCGUGGUGCAGGUGCAGCUUGGAGCAGGGUGGGUUGUGGCUGUGCUGCUGGCCUCAGCAAUGUGCCUUUGUGGGGGUGACAGGUCCUGGCCACAGCAACUCACCCUGGGCUCCGGACAGGAGACAAGGGCCAGCUUGCAUGUGCAUCUCUGGGCCUGCAUGCCCUCUCCCCAGAGGGCAGGACGCAGCUGGUGGCACGUGGCCCUGUCCUCCUCGUAUGCACUACAGUGAGCCCUCUGCCCUCAGUGCCUCCUCGCUGGGCUGCCUGGCACAUUUACAGCCUGACUGGCCCUGCCCCGGCGGCUGCCCUUGCACAGGUGAGGUGGUGAGAGAGAUGCCCAGGAACACAAAGAUGCCCUGGAGAGCUCCUCAGGGGCCCUGUGCUCUGCUCAGCCCCGCACUCUCAGCCCUUGCACUGCUUCUGGACUCCAUACACCCAGGGGAACGUGGCUGGGUCUGUCCUACAUCCCCCUGCAGCUCCAGCCAGCGCUUUCUAAAUUUCUGUAUCUGAUGCAAGGUGGAAAAACAACUCAAAUGUCAAAGGGAAGAGCCCGUGGGGCACUGAGCUGCUGGGCAGGUGGCAGGCUCUUCCUCUGAGCACCAGGGUGACCUGCAGGCCAUCCUGGGCUGUGGGGGAGCAGCUGUGAUGCCUGUAUAGAGGCUCAGCAAGGCUGGGGGAGAAGGGCUGGGGCAUGCUUGGUCCUGCAUGGGAAUUGCUGUGAAUGGCUCUGCUACCUAGCCCUGUCCCUGGAGGGAGAGUGAGCAAGUGAGAGAAGCUGCUGAACCCUUAGGGGAAGAAGCAGCUACUGUAACUUUUUUUUUUUUUUUUUUUUUAAGUUAAAAGACAAAAGAAGCCUUGGAGAGAAAAAAAAAAAAAAAAGAAAAAAAGAAAAUUACUUUAUUUUUCUAAGUGUUAAACUCAGUAUUUAUGUAAUUCUUUAAGGAAUAAAAGUUUGGCUCCUGUA
Melospiza melodia melodia is the source of this 2847-nucleotide messenger RNA. It is a transcript of the gene SRF, whose product is annotated as serum response factor. Gene Ontology annotation, molecular function: DNA-binding transcription factor activity, RNA polymerase II-specific; protein dimerization activity; serum response element binding. Gene Ontology annotation, biological process: positive regulation of transcription by RNA polymerase II. The transcript has 7 exons. The record is from RefSeq and is a predicted model, not a curated record. Bases 1 to 1455 code for a protein of 484 amino acids. NCBI's taxonomy places the organism in Eukaryota, Metazoa, Chordata, Aves, Passeriformes, Passerellidae.